GUAGGAUUGAAAAGAAAAACAUUAGGAAAGCUGAGGUUAUCCGUGGCCCCAAAGCAUCACUGGCUUGACAGUUUAUCUCCAAUGAGUGAGGAAGAUGAGUGGAAGAGAUCUCCAUUCUUGGAGACUUCAAUGUUCACCAUCAGCUUUGGCUUUCCUCUCCCUUCACUGACCAUCCUGAGGUGGUCGAAUUGAGACACUGGGAGUAGUUCUUCCUGGAGACAAGGUCCUGCAGCUGGACUCGGAAGACUGCAUGAAGGAAAUAUUCCUUGGGCCAGGCCUUCGCAGACAUGAAAACAAUGUCUAUGCAACUCGUUCAGGUCCCCUUAAGAAGACAACUCAAAACAUCUACUACAUUGACAACUAUCAGAGACGAUACAUUCCCCUCAAGGGGCAGUUUGUGGUUGGAAUUGUAUAUAAGAAAAAAGGUGACAAUUAUAUUAUAGACAUUGGUGGGAGUGAGUAUGCCCUCCUCUCCCUCCUCUGUUUUGAAAAUGCUCCCAAGAAAGCAAGGAAAGAGAUGAGGCCAGGAGAGCUGGUGUUUGGACAGCUGUUGGUGGCAGAGAGGGACAUGGAACCCGAGAUGGUGUGUCUUGAUGUUUGUAAUGACGCAGUGGGUAUUGGCCCACUUCCUGAAGGAGGCCUCAUGUUCACUGUCCCUUUGCAUGUAACACGGGAGAUCCUAGACCCACAGAAUACUCUCUUAAAGAAGAUUUCCUCCCUGGUGGAGUGCACAGUAGUGGUGGGCUCCAAUGGGCGGGUGUGGGUGUUGGCGCAGGAGCAGAGGCACAUGCUGGCCAUCAUGAACUGCCUCAAGAUGCUGGAGGUGAUGAGCAAGCAUGAGGCCGAGCAGAAUGUGUACAUAUGUUUCAACAGAUUUUUACAUUAGUUGUGUGAUGACCAUAGUUGUGCAUAAUGACUUAUUUUAUGUAGUGUCUUUUAUCAAUAUAUAUAUAU
This is a messenger RNA of Scylla paramamosain (green mud crab), 954 nucleotides long. RefSeq names its product exosome complex component RRP40-like. Gene Ontology annotation, molecular function: RNA binding. The coding region runs from base 251 to 886 and encodes 211 amino acids. Lineage: Eukaryota; Metazoa; Arthropoda; Malacostraca; Decapoda; Portunidae. Gene Ontology annotation, cellular component: cytoplasmic exosome (RNase complex); nuclear exosome (RNase complex). Gene Ontology annotation, biological process: nuclear polyadenylation-dependent rRNA catabolic process; TRAMP-dependent tRNA surveillance pathway; CUT catabolic process. The record is from RefSeq and is a predicted model, not a curated record. The transcript is spliced from 3 exons.